Messenger RNA from Ilyonectria robusta, 756 nucleotides. RefSeq lists its product as uncharacterized. The record is from RefSeq and is a predicted model, not a curated record. NCBI's taxonomy places the organism in Eukaryota, Fungi, Ascomycota, Sordariomycetes, Hypocreales, Nectriaceae. Gene Ontology annotation, cellular component: cytoplasm; membrane. The transcript has 3 exons. The annotation marks the transcript as partial.
GUCGAAUUCAAAGAGACCAUCACCAAGGUGCAGGAAAAGGUGUCCGGCGCCGGUGAGAAGGUCGCCACCAUGCUCGACAAGGCUGAGGCCGGUGAUAUCCCCGGAACCAAGGGUCACCAUCCCGUCUCUGCCGUCAUUGGCACCGCUAUCACCGGUGGAAUGGAAAAUGCUGGCACCAAGGGCUACCUGGCCGCCUACAUCAAGGAGCUCGAGAACAACCCUCUGCGCACCAAGAUGCUGACUGCCGGUACCCUCGCCGGUACCCAGGAGCUCAUUGCCUCGUGGCUUUCCAAGGACCGCAACAAGCACGGCAACUACUUCACUGCCCGCGUCCCCAAGAUGGCCGCAUACGGUGCCCUGAUCAGCGCCCCCAUCGGUCACUUCCUUAUCUGGGCUCUCCAGAAGAUCUUCAAGGGCCGCACCAGCUUGAAGGCCAAGAUUCUGCAGAUUCUCGUCAGCAAUCUGAUUAUCGCCCCCAUCCAGAACAGCGUCUACCUCGUCGCCAUGGCCCUCAUUGCCGGUGCCCGCACCUACCACCAGGUCCGCGCCACCGUCAAGGUCGGCUUCUGGAAGGUCAUGAAGGUCUCUUGGGUCACCUCGCCCAUCUGCCUGGCUUUCGCCCAGAAGUUUCUCCCCGAUCAGCUCUGGGUUCCCUUCUUCAACAUUGUCGGCUUCAUUAUCGGCACCUAUAUCAACACCGUCACCAAGAAGAAGCGUCUUGCUGCUCUCCGCAAGAAGCACUUUGGCGACAGCCGU